Molecule: messenger RNA, 2760 nt
Organism: Vespa crabro (European hornet)
Lineage: Eukaryota; Metazoa; Arthropoda; Insecta; Hymenoptera; Vespidae
Gene: mub
Product: poly(rC)-binding protein 3
Exons: 8
Coding region: 413-1816 (467 amino acids)
Biological process (GO): regulation of gene expression; regulation of RNA metabolic process
Cellular component (GO): cytoplasm; nucleus
Molecular function (GO): mRNA binding
Source: RefSeq, a predicted model, not a curated record
AUAGAACGAGACGAGGAUUGGUCGAGAGCGCGUAGGAAGAGGACGAGGCAAGCAGAGCCGUUCGCGUACCGUCCAAGUGAUGCGGUUUUCUCCAGUGUCGCGUAGAGUGUAGUGUGUCUCUCUCGCCUUCCUCUUUACCCCCCUCCGUAUUUCUUUGGCGCGUCGAGAGUGUUCAGUGUGCGUCGAUGUGGAGGUGGUCCGGGCUUCUUCUUACCGAUGACUAAGGAGUGCAUUUAGUGCAAGGACUGAGAAUACCUGGGAGCGUUUGAGAAGUACAUCCCCCGAGACCCCCCCAGCCAAAAUCACACGCCUAACCUCUCCCCUGUCCUCCUUAUCCUCUUCCGCACCCUUUCCCUCCGCAAAUUUCGACAAGAAGACGUCUCAUCACAGAAGUAGCAGUCGUGAGCUCGCAAUGGACGGCAUGGAUAAUAAACCAGCUCUCAAUGAUGACCCUUCGGUCACCUUGACCAUUCGCCUGAUCAUGCAGGGCAAGGAGGUAGGAAGUAUCAUCGGAAAAAAGGGAGAAAUCGUCAAAAGGUUCCGUGAAGAGUCCGGUGCAAAGAUCAACAUAUCCGAUGGAUCUUGUCCCGAACGGAUAGUGACCGUAACCGGGCCAACGAAUUCGAUCUUCAAGGCGUUUACGUUGAUAUGCAAGAAAUUUGAGGAAUGGUGCUCCCAGUUCCAUGACAUCCAGGGUGGUGGUGCUGGUGGUGGCGGUGGCGUACCAAGGCCACCGAUUACACUGAGACUGAUUGUACCAGCUUCUCAAUGUGGCUCGCUCAUCGGUAAAGGUGGCUCGAAGAUCAAGGAGAUACGCGAGGUUACAGGGGCCUCGAUUCAGGUCGCCUCCGAAAUGUUGCCGAAUUCGACGGAACGAGCGGUCACCAUAUCGGGCACGAGCGAAGCCAUAACGCAAUGCAUAUAUCACAUCUGCUGUGUUAUGCUAGAGUCCCCUCCCAAAGGUGCCACGAUCCCUUAUCGCCCCAAACCCCAAGUUGGUGGGCCACUGAUCCUGGCUGGUGGGCAAGCCUACACCAUCCAGGGUAAUUACGCGGUGCCCGCCCACUCGGACGUAAGUACAGUAUUGCCAUUGCCCGCGCCCGCUGCCGGGCCCACCCCGCCCUCGCUGAACACCCAAACUUUGACGACCUCGCCCUUCGCGGCCCACCCUUCCUCCUCGGCCUUUGCCGCUUCUCACGGGCAUCCGCUCCUAUCCACCGCCCACCUUACCAGCCCACAUCAUCCUCUACACCCAAGCCCCUUACACGCCAGCGUGGCAGGCCUCGCCGACCCCCUGCUGAAGAGUGGACACUUGCAGGCAGCCCUCCCGCCCGCACACCUCGUGGCAGACGCCAUGGGCAAGCUUGGCAGUAAUCCUCUUGCUGGCCUGGCGGCUUUGGGCCUUGGUAGUCUGGCCACUCCUGCUAAUACCGGUGGAAUUAAUCCGGCAGCAUUGGCGGCAUUAGCGGGUAGCCAGUUACGUACGAACAACACGAAUCGACAACAGCCAGCGGCGAACAAUCAGACGCACGAGAUGACAGUGCCGAAUGAGUUGAUCGGCUGUAUCAUCGGCAAAGGUGGUACCAAGAUAGCUGAGAUACGUCAGAUAUCAGGUGCCAUGAUCAGAAUUAGCAACUGCGAGGAGAGAGAAGGUGGUGCCACGGAUCGUACCAUCACCAUUACGGGAAAUCCGGACGCUGUUGCGUUGGCACAGUAUCUCAUCAAUAUGAGGAUAACAAUGGAAACGUCAGGACUGCCUGUACCAACGUACCACUUCAUAACGCCGGACCACAUCGUCAAAUCACCGAUUCAUUGAAUAUCGCGGACGUUAGCCGCCACGUAUGGUCGUUAUCGUCGUCGAAAGGACGCGGGGCGUCGCGACGUACGCGAGGAGACUGUCCCUGGCAUCUGGAAGCGUCUCACUAUAGUGUGUUCGACCAGUUUGCUAAUCGACACGCUUGGGAUAAUAAAAAAGAUAAAAAAUAGAGAAAUAAAGAGAGAAGGGAGAUUAGAGACAGAAAAAGAGGUAGAGAAAGAGAUAGAGUGAGAGAGAAGGGGGAGGGUUAUAUUAUUAUAUGUAAGGGAAAGAAAAGAGAGAGAGAGAGAGAGAGAAAUGCACGAUCGUAGAGAGAGAGAGAGAGAGAGAGAGAGAGAGAGAGAGAGAGAGAGACAAAUUAAACACUCGACACGCACGUAAAAAUACGUAUAUACACGAGAGAGAAUACACGCUAUGAACACACAUCCAUAUUACACAUAUACAUUAAUCACACUCGUUUUUUCAUCAUAUUGUAUAUAUAUACAUAUAUAUAUGUAUAUGUAUAGAUAUAUGUGUAUGUGUAUAUAUAUAUAUAUAUACAUAUGUAUAUAUAAAUAUACGUAAGAAAUCGAGGAAAUUAUACUCGAUGACAAGGGACAAUGAUGUGUAUAUAAAAGAGAAGCACACACGCGAUUUCGUUUAUUAAAAAUUACGAGAUCACACGCGUAGUACCACGAGAGUAUAUACACAAUAAGAAAGAACAAAAAAAAAAAGAAAGAGAGAGAGAGAGAAACACGUAUACACUUAAAACAUAUGUAGAAAGAGUGAAAGAGAGGGAGAUAAGGAAAGAGACGAAGAAGACACGCACGCGCGUACACGAACACACUCGAGUGUACAAAACUGUACAAAAGAUAUUUAAACAAAGGUAACAAAGAUGAAAAUAACGAAAAAAAAAAAGACAAAAACAAAAAAAAAGUAAUGAAGAAAAGAAAAAGAAAAUUAAA